Messenger RNA from Hemibagrus wyckioides, 1493 nucleotides. RefSeq names its product sperm associated antigen 1a (gene spag1a). Gene Ontology annotation, cellular component: cytosol. Gene Ontology annotation, biological process: axonemal dynein complex assembly. The transcript has 8 exons. Gene Ontology annotation, molecular function: protein binding. Bases 141 to 1286 code for a protein of 381 amino acids. Lineage: Eukaryota; Metazoa; Chordata; Actinopteri; Siluriformes; Bagridae. The record is from RefSeq and is a predicted model, not a curated record.
GGCGGGGUUUCCCCCGGCUGUGGUGGACGCGAGUCCGGACCGGUUUGUACGCAGAGAGAGAGAGAGAGAGAGAGAGAGAGAGAAUGUUUUAAGGUGUGUGUGUAUGAGUGUGUGCUUGGAUUUAAAAAAAAGUGGUGUAAAUGGGUAACGCGCAGAAGAAGGGCACGGGGACGAGUUCCGGUGUCGCGAGCCCGGCUCGCAGCAGAGCUCGCGAGGGAAAUCCCGGAAACUCGGAAGGGAAGAAGACGGCGCUCGUUAACGGCGCUUACACUGCGGAGUCAGAGCGGCGGAGAGACGAGGCGGAAACCGGAAACACCGGGACACACGGCGGAGUGAACCUCGAUGCCCCCGCCGGGGAUCUGCCCCCUGCGCUCGCGCGCCUCAAGAACGAGGGCAAUAUGCUGUUUAAGAACGGACAGUUCGGGCACGCGCUGGAGAAGUACACCCAGGCCAUAGACGGAUACACGGAGUCAGGCAUCGACAGUCCUGAGGAUCUGUGUAUUUUGUACUCCAACAGAGCUGCAUGCUUUCUGAAAGAUGGGAACUGUACAGACUGCAUUCAGGACUGCACCAGUGCGCUGGAGCUCCGCCCCUUCACCCUGAAGCCCCUCCUCCGCAGGGCCAUGGCCUAUGAGUCUCUGGAGCGCUACAGAAUGGCCUAUGUGGAUUACAAAACCGUCCUGCAGAUCGACUCCAGCGUACAGGCGGCUCACGACAGCGUACACAGGAUCACAAAGCAGCUGAUGGAGCAGGAUGGUCCUGACUGGAGAGAGAAGCUUCCUGAGAUUCCUAAUGUUCCCAUUUCAGCCCAGCAGCACCGCAGAGAAGAACCGAGCGCUGAGGUUCUCCAGGCACGAGCAGCCAGAGCUGAAGAGGAAAAGGCCAGAAAAGCCGAGGCGCGCUUCAACCUGCUGAAGCAGGAGGGCAACGAUCUGGUGAAGAGAGGAGAGUUUGAGAAAGCGGUGGAGAAAUACCGCGAGUGUAUCGCUCUCAAACCCACCGAGUGCUCUGUCUACACCAACAGGGCACUGUGUUUCCUGAAGCUGGACCGUUUUGCAGAGGCGAGGCAGGACUGUGACUCUGCGCUACAGAUAGAGCCGGACAAUAAGAAAGCCUUUUACAGACGAGCGCUCGCUCACAAAGGCCUGAAGGACUUUCUUUCGUCCAGCUCUGACCUGCAGGAGGUCCUGCGUUUGGACCCGAAUGUGCGGGAGGCUGAACAGGAGCUACAGGAGGUCACGGUUCUGCUGAGGGAGAGUCUGCUGGAGACAAACACUCAGGGCUGAGGAUUCACACACUGACCUUAAAGCAGAAGAUCAUCUGCACUCGUCUUCCAGCAGAACAACAACAACCACACACACACACACACACACAUUGUCUUCUAGCAGAACAACAACAACCAGACACACACAGACACUCGUCUUCCAGCAGAACAACAACCAGCUUCAGCUGAGAAACACACACACACACACACACACUCAUGCACGUACACA